AGUUGCCCCGACGAUCCUUACAGAUUGUCUUCCCAGUCAAGGCAAGUAACUCUUCAGAGCUUAACACCAAGCGGUAGUUAUGAGUCACCGCGCUGUUGUAAUAUAAAUCAACACAAAAUCCAUAUUGCAUUGUUACGCAUUACAAAACUCACAUGCACAGCAUAGACAUAUCUUCUCUGUGAGGAGCCCCGUUCUCUUAUAGUCAUAGAUAAGCUGGGUUUGUCCACACUCGUACAGUUGGCCUGUUCCGAGGCAAUCUAUCAGUGACUUCAUUGACUGUUUCCGAGAAUUCACCGUUCAAGAAUGAGAACAGUUGUAGCAUCAGAUUGAUAUAAAUGUCUUUUCUCCUGUGGUGGUACUGAAGGAAACAGCAAGCCCAAUAAUAAAAAUAUUCCAACUGGAAAAUAUGAGCGACAGAGAGGGCAGGUCGUAGUCAUAGAGAAACGAUUCACCCAAGUAAAGUUAGCAAGGAUCAAUAACACAGUAAUUGAUGGCGUGAAAACAGUGCACAUGCAGACGAGAAGUAAAGUGUUGGCUUGUGUAAGGGAAAGAUGGGUGCAUGGGACAGAGAGUGGAGACAAAGAGAGAGAGUAAAGGUGGACACAAGACGUAAAGGGUUGACCAGGGUAAAGAAAAGAAGGAUGGAGGACACAGAGGGUGAGGCCCAUGAGAGAAUGAGGGUCGAGGGCAGAAGUAAAGGGUUGACCAGGGUAAAGAAAAGAAGGAUGGAGGACACAGUGGGUGAGGCCCAUGAGAGAAUGAGGGUUGAGGGCAGAAGUAAAGGGUUCACCAGGGUAAAGAAAAGAAGGAUGGAGGACACAGAGGGUGAGACCAAUGAGAGAAUGGGGGUCGAGGGCAGAAGUAAAGGGUUGACCAGGGUAAAGAAAAGGAUGGAGGGCACAGAGUGUGAGACCAAUGAGAGAAUGAGGGUUGAGGGCAGAAGUAAAGGGUUGACAAGGGUAAAGUCAAGAAGGAUGGAGGACACAGAGGGUGGGGCCAAUGAGGGAAUGAGAGUUGAAGGCACAAGUAAAGGGUUGACCCAGAGAAACAGAAGAAGGCCAAAUGAGACUGACAGUGCUGCUAACAGAUCAAUGUCGUUAGAGUCAAGAAAUAAAGGGACUGACAUGGCGAAGAAGAGGACGGCGAAAGGCGCGAAAAAACAUCGAGUUGGGAUCAGAAGUAAAGAGUCCACCAACCUAAAGAUAAGGACAGACGAACCAGUAAGUGAAUGCAAGCAGGAUAAGAAAACAGGGACAAGAGACAAGAUCGUGACCCGGUUAAUGAAAGGGACAUUUAAGACAGAAAGCAGAAAUGAGGAAGUACAAACCAGAAGUAAAGGGUUGACCAAACUAAAGGGGCGAACAAGGAGAGGAUAUGAGAUGAGAGAACACAAAGAUAUCAGUGAUAAACGAAGGAGCUUACGCAUCACUGAGAGAAAUAUGCGACAACGGCAUGAAAAAGAUGAAGGAUUGAAUUCACAACAAAAUUCUAAAUCUGAAGAAAUGUCAACAUUAGACAGAAGGGUUGUAUUAAGGAAGGAUGACACAUCUUACCCUUUAAAGGGACCAGGGAAAUUAUAUUCUGAAAAAGACACUCAAACAGAAACAAAAUCUAAAAGGGACACCGAAUGUAAAGGUAACAUGAAAUCACGAAAGAAGCAGAGGCCAUCUGCUGUCAAGAAAAAGCAACACGAUGCUAGAUGUGGAAAGAGGGGUAAAGGAAAACAAAUAUCAAAUAAAAAGAGGAAAGAAAAAAUCGGUAAAAGGCACAAAGGUCCUCCAUGCUCUACAGUCACCAGGAGCACUUGGUCAGCAGUUGCUGAUGUUGCGACAGAGGACGUUCAAACAGCGGACACUGUGGAGGAAGAAGAAGGAGAAACUGAUGAAGAUGAUGAGGAAGGCGGGAAUGUUACAUUGGGGGCAGCAGCUUUUUCAAAAGUGGUGCUUGAGACUGGCCAGCGUCAGAACUCUCACAGUAUCCAUGAUGCAUUAAAAACGCUGACGCAUCAUAUUGCCAAACAGGGCUCAUCUACCUGCCAGGAUUCCAGCAUGGCAUUGAUGCCUUCACAAUCUCAUACACAGGAGAUGGACACAAACUGGGUGCCUGAGCCAUCACCAUCAUCUGGUGCUGCUUCAACAAUUCAGUAUUACGUUCUCCAAGUCCAACAGCAGAUUGGAGAAGUGACGGUGAAGGGCGGCAGGAAUCUGAACAUCGGAGGGACUCAGAACAUCGGUAAAUCGCAGCCCUGUCCCCAGGAGGAGGAGGAGGAGAAACCACUGACUACAGUACAGAAGAUCAGGAAACGAACAGAAUCAAGGAUACAGUCAUGGACCCAAGGUAUGGUUACGACACAGGCACAUAAGGAGGUGAUGGAGAAGAUUGACAGAGGAGCAACAUGGGUGACAAUAAAGGGAAGACCAGGAGAGGGGAAGUCUACAGUGGCCUACAUGGCCCUCAGAGAUCUGCACAGCCAAGGGAGACAAGUAUACCAAGUUGUGUCCCCAGACGAGUUCAAUGAGGUCACCAGGACUUGUACCAACCCAGUGAUUAUGAUGGAUGAUAUAUUUGGUGAUCUGGAAUUUGACGUUGCAGAGUGGACCAAAUGGAGACCCUCUCUUCGUCCGAUUCUUGAUUUGCCAAAGCCUGACUUGGAUCUAAAUGGUGCUUUGAAUAAGUCAACUGCCAUCAAUCCAGAGCAAAAUGAAAAGAAACAAUCUUUAUUUAUUCUUGUAGGUCGUGAUUAUGUACUUAAAUCCUCUUUACCAGACCUUGGAAGAGCGAGAGAAUAUCUUACAAGCAGUAAACAUCUAGUGGAACUCUCACCAACCAUAGAUCGUGAAGAAAAACUGAAUAUUUUGAAAUCAGUUUUUCGAAAGGAAGGUGUUGACAUUGAGAAAAAGGUCAUGUUUGAAUUAAGCUACAUCGCGUGUCCACAUGGGUUUCCACAUGUCUGUAGACUUUUUGCCACAGCCUUUAAACAGAAUGCCAAGGUAUCAGCAAAGGAGUUUUUCACAAGACCUCUUGAAUUUCUAAACCAAACUUUGCAGAAAUUAAUAUACAAUAAAUCAAAGCAUCAACUCCUGAAGGCAAUGAUCCAAGGAGAUGGUAAAGUGUCUCAGUCUGAAUUGUAUAAAGACAAAUACAAGAUGCAUGACUGUGUAUCAUCUGCCAAUAAGCUUGUUGGGUCAUAUCUGAAGCUGGAAGAUGGAACAUACAUGUUUGACCAUCCAUCAAUCUAUGACAGUGUUGCAUUUCUUCUGACUGAAAAAGAUCCAGUAUUUGUCAUUGAGAAUUGUAGUCUCUCAUUCAUCAACCAGCGACUUAGGCAUGGGACUGUUGAAAACCAAGGUUUCGUUGCAGAAAUCCCACUUUUCUGCAUUGACAACUUGGUGCAGAGAUUUGCCAUGGAGAUUCAGCUGGGCAACUUGGCAUAUGUAAUCUCACACCAAAUCUGUUGUGAUCCUGAUUUCAUUGAUAAACUGAUGAACAUACUGAAAGUACAAUAUCAGAUAUCUGUAAAUACAUUUCUGAGGAACACUGAUAGAAAAACACGAGCAUCCUGUUUGGAGUUGCUGCCAAGCAACAAAUCCCCAACCAUGGUGAAAUACAUACUGGAGAAGGGAAACAUUACACUGCAUCAGUCAGAAAUAGAUGAGAUCUUAUUGGGUGUGUGCAAACAUGCUGCAGGAAAUGUGCUGACAUAUCUGACACAACAUGUAAAACUGGACAUCAAUGCGACCUACGGAGAACCUGAACAGACCCCGCUGAUGAUAGCAGCGGAGACUGGAGAUUGUAACUUUGUACGCCAGAUACUUCGCCUUCUUCCUGAUCUGAAUGCAUCGGACAGCUAUGACAGAACUGUGCUGCAUUACCUGUGUAAACAUGGUCUUGUGUCAGCUGUGGAGUAUGUGAUUGACAAGGGUGUAGAUAUUGAUGUAACAGAUAAGAUGAAAAAAACUUCACUUUAUCAAGCGUGUCUGUCUGGUCACAAGGGCGUAGUGAAACUGUUACUGGAUAGAGGAGCAGUAGGUUAUGUGGAUAAGUAUAAGUAUAAGUAUAUGUCUCCUCUAUUUGCGGCUUGUCUCAGUGGAGAGGAAGAAAUUGUAAAACUGGUGCUGGAUAGAGUUGAUGUUGAUAGUGAAUGUACGUACGCAUCUCUGGUUUUGGCAUGUCGGACAGGCACGGAGGGCAUUGUGAAAGCUUUGCUGGAGGGAGGAGCAAAUGUUGCUGGUCACGAUUUCUAUUUUAAUCCUUUGUAUGAAGCAUGUACAAUUGGACAUGCGAACAUUGUUAAGACUUUACUUGUGGCAGGAGCAGAACUUAGUGGCGAUGAAGUAUGUGCUGCAUGUAAAAGUGGGAAUCUGGAUGUUGUUAAGAUGCUGUUUGAUAAAGGGGCCACAGUCAAUAUGAUAUCGAAGCAUGGACAACUCCCUCUUCAUGAAGCAUGUGAAAGUGGAAACCUGGAUGUCGUGAGAGUUUUGACGGGAAAAGGAGCAAAUGUCGGCAUGGUGGCUCCAAAUGGAAAUACUGCACUGCACUCAGCGUGCAAGGGAGGAAGCCAAGAGGUUCUUCUAUUUUUACUUGAACAGCUUUAUACGUCUCACGAAGAAGACGAAAAAGAAGUUGGUCAAUCGGCUGAAGGUUUCAGAAAGCAGAAAGCUGACAAUAAUUCAGGUAUCAAGUCAAGAGACACCCCGGCAGCUGCAGCGAGAGUAAAUGUAGAGGAUAACAAAGGAAACACACUACUUCAUGAAGCAUCAAUCCAUGGAUCGAAAGAGUGUGUUGAACUGUUACUGAAGGCUGGGGCUGAUGUAAAAGUACAAAACAACUCAGGCCACACUUCACUUCAUGGAGCAUCAAUCCAUGGAUCGAAAGAGUGUGUUGACCUGUUACUGAAGGCUGGGGCUGACAUACAGGUACAGAAUAGAUCAGGCGACACACCACUUCAUUACGCAUCAAUGUUUGGAUCUCAAAAGUGUGUUGAUAUAUUACUGAAGGCUGGAGCUGAUUUGAAAGUACAAAACGAGACAGGCGACACUCCACUUCAUAACGCAUCAGGGCGUAGAUUGAGAGAGCGUUUUGACCUGUUACAGAAGGAUGGCGUGAAUGUUGGGGAUAAGAUAGGACGCGAGACACCCUAUGGAGUAUCAAUGUAUAGAUUGAAAGAGUGUGUUGAACUGUUACUGAAGGCUGGGGCUGAUGUGAAAGUACAAAACGAGACAGGCGACACUCCACUUCAUAACGCAUCCAGGUGUGGAUCUCAAAAGUGUGUUGAACUGUUACUGAAGGCUGGGGCUGAUGUGAAAGUACAAAACGAGACAGGCGACACUCCACUUCAUAACGCAUCCAGGUGUGGAUUUCAAAAGUGUGUUGAACUGUUACUGAAGGCUGGGGCUGAUGUAAAAGUACAAAACAACUCAGGUUACACGCCACUUCAUGAAGCAUCAAUCUAUGGAUCGAAAGAGUGUGUUGAACUGUUACUAAAGGCUGGGGCUGAUAUACAGGUACAGAAUAGGACAGGUGACACACCACUUCAUAACACAUGAGGUGUGGAUCUCAAAAGUGUGUUGAUAUGUUACUGGAGGCUGGAACUGAUGUAAAAGUACAAAACGAGUCAGGCGAUACUCCACUUCAUGAAGCAUCAGGGUGUGGAUCUCAAAAGUGUGUCGAUAUGUUACUGAAGGCCGGCGCUGAUGUUAAAGUACAAAACGAAACAGGAGACACACCACUCCAUGCAGCAUCAAUGCAUGGAUCGAAAGAGUGUGUUGAUCUGUUACUGAAGACUGGAGCUGAUGUAAAAGUACA
This is a messenger RNA of Haliotis rufescens (red abalone), 5805 nucleotides long. RefSeq lists its product as uncharacterized. The transcript is spliced from 6 exons. The record is from RefSeq and is a predicted model, not a curated record. Gene Ontology annotation, molecular function: protein binding. Bases 552 to 5546 code for a protein of 1664 amino acids. NCBI's taxonomy places the organism in Eukaryota, Metazoa, Mollusca, Gastropoda, Lepetellida, Haliotidae.